AUGGAGGAGGGCAGACCCCGGAGCAGCCUGAGCCUGGCCAGCAGUGUCUCCACCACCUCCUCCCUCAGCAGCCUGAGCCCCAAGAAGUCCACCCGGGCGGUUAGCAAGGUCCACGCCUUCGGCAAGAGGGCCAAUGCUCUUCGAAGGGACCCCAACCUCACCGUGCACAUCCGAGGCUGGCUUCACAAGCAGGACAGCGCUGGGCUCCGGCUCUGGAAACGCCGCUGGUUCGUCCUCUCUGGCCAUUGCCUCUUCUAUUACAAGGACAGCCGCGAGGAGAGCGUCCUGGGCAGCGUCCUGCUGCCUAGCUACAGUAUCAGGCCAGAUGGACCGGGAGCCCCCCGAGGGCGGCGCUUCACUUUCACCGCAGAGCACCCGGGCAUGAGGACCUACGUCCUGGCGGCUGACACCCUAGAGGACCUGCGAGGCUGGCUUCGGGCGCUGGGCCGCGCCUCCCGCGCGGAGGGUGAUGAUUGUGGACGGCCCAGGUCUCCCGCACGUCCCCAGCCUGGGGAGGGCCCUGGCGGCCCCGGUGGUCCCCCGGAAGUGAGCAGAGCAGAAGCGCGCCACAGUCCAGAAUCCCCGGAGGUAGCGCGUCUCUCUAGAGGGCGUGGCGGACCCAGGCUGCUGACUCCCAGCCCCACAGCCGACCUCCAGUCCGGACCCCGGAUUCGAAGGGCGAGGAGUCCGGACUUGUUCACACCCCUCUCUCCCCCUCCUUCUCCUCUGAGCCUCCCCCGGCCCCGUUCGGCUCCGGCGCGCAGACCCCCUCCCUCCUCAGGAGACAUAGUACCCCCAGCCCGUCCUCACACCCCCCUGAGUCGCAUCGAUGUCCGGCCACCCCUGGAAUGGGGUCCCCAGCGCCGGACCCUCUCCCGACCCCCCACUCCCCGCCGAGGACCCCCGUUUGAAGCUGGGGCAGGAAGGCCUCCGAGGAGUCCCCAGCACUGGAGUCAGGAGCCCAGAACGCAAGCCCCUUCUGGCUCUGCCACGUAUCUCCAGCUCCCUCCAAGGCCUCCUGGAAGCCGGGCCUCCAUGGUUUUAUUGCCGGGCCCCCCUCUGGACUCAACCUUCCAUCAGAGCUUAGAGACAGAUACUCUCUUGACCAAGUUGUGUGGGCAGGACCGGCUUCUGAGGAGACUGCAGGAAGAGAUAGACCAGAGGCAGGAGGAGAAGGAGCAGCUGGAAGCGGCUCUGGAACUGACCCGGAAGCAGUUGAGCCAAGCUACCAAGGAGCCUGGGGCCCCUGGGAAGGCCUGGGGACGCCAGCGCCUCCUGCAGGACCGCCUGGUCAGCGUGCGGGCCACUCUUUGUCACCUGACUCAGGAGAGGGAGCGGGUUUGGGAUGCGUACAGUGGCCUGGAGCAGGAGCUAAGCACCUUGCGGGAGACCCUGGAGUACCUGCUGCAUCUCGGCUCCCCCCAGGACCGAGCAUGCGCUCAGCAGCAGCUGUGGAUGGUGGAAGACACCCUGGCAGGUCUCGGGGGCGCCCAGAAGCCAGCCUCCCACACUGAGCCUGGCCCGCCAGCCGCCGUGCUCCAAGGCGAGGAGUCUUCAGAGAGGGAG
This is a messenger RNA of Orycteropus afer afer, 1566 nucleotides long. It is a transcript of the gene PLEKHA4, whose product is annotated as pleckstrin homology domain containing A4. Lineage: Eukaryota; Metazoa; Chordata; Mammalia; Tubulidentata; Orycteropodidae. The transcript is spliced from 13 exons. The record is from RefSeq and is a predicted model, not a curated record. The annotation marks the transcript as partial.